Molecule: messenger RNA, 5816 nt
Organism: Pomacea canaliculata
Lineage: Eukaryota; Metazoa; Mollusca; Gastropoda; Architaenioglossa; Ampullariidae
Product: protein Wnt-4-like
Biological process (GO): cell fate commitment; multicellular organism development; neuron differentiation
Cellular component (GO): extracellular region
Molecular function (GO): frizzled binding; cytokine activity
Source: RefSeq, a predicted model, not a curated record
UAGGAGGAGGAGGAGGUUGGAAGGGGAGGUAGAAAUGGCGUCUGAAAGAAAGCUGGCGAGAAGCCCAUGUGGAAACAAGAGGGGGAGUUGCGGGAGGCCGGAGGGGCAGGGUCUGUCCCGCCAGUCACAACUUCAAUUCACUGGCGCUGGGUGAAGCAGUUUGUCAGAUCCCAUACCUACAAGGGACGGUGAAAGUGAGAGGAGGCGAGCGGUGUGAGCCUUGCUUUCUAUCGACAGUUAGCAGCUUAUUACAUUGUCUGCGUGCCUCAGCCCUCGCCUGCAGCUGUGCUCCAGUGGAGCCGUCUGGCCACUUCUCCGAUGCUUCCCCGCUCCUAGUGCCAGCCCCCUCCGACAACCGCCACUUUAACGCUUUGACAGAAUAUCUCAGGAAAUUAAUUAAAUAUUGUUUCCAUUACCGAUGCUUCCAACUUCCAUAUCGUCAACGUUGUCGUCGUCGUCGUUUUCUCCAGAGGGUUGAUGUGGAUUAAUUUGCCUCGCCAGGCCGAGCACCGAGUGUGUUGUUGCUGGAUUACAAGCGGAGUGUGAAAGGUGAUUUUUCUCCCCUACUGUGUUCAGUGAUGCGCGUCCUCCUCCCCUUGCCCACGGGCCCAUGGAGGAACGGGGCCUGUCCCCAGGGACGUUGUGCGGUACCCGCUACCCCGGGUAGCCAUCAGUGAGACGCCCCGUCGCCCGGCCCACGGCCUCACAACACGUGCUAGGAAGACACAGCACGUGGCAGGCACAGCCGCACGGGGGAAGGGGGGAGGAUGCGGGAGGAGCGGGUGCUGCAGGUGUUGCUGGUCCUGCUGCUGGCACUGCACCUCUCACGCAGGUCUGCCGAGGGCGUCCGCUGGCUAGCCUUGGCACGGAUGUCGUGGGUGGGCAGCCUGGCGGAGGAGGAGCGGUGCCAGACGCUGGUGGGGCUGGUCAAGCGACAGCGCCGACUGUGUCGUCGUAACGUGGAGCUGAUGGACAGUGUCAAGACCGGCGCCCUCAUGGCCAUCGAGGAAUGCCAGGCUCAGUUCCAGAACAGACGAUGGAACUGCUCCACCACGGAUUCCAAAAACCUCUUCGGGAGAGUGAUCCUAAAGCAAGAAACCAGAGAGUCGGCGUUCGUGCACGCCAUCUCGUCGGCCGGGGUGGCUCACGCCGUCACGCGCGCCUGCAGCAGCGGUCAGUUGAGGAAGUGCGGGUGCGACAGGACGGUGCGUGGUCGCAGUCAGGAUGGCUUCGAGUGGUCCGGGUGCUCCGACAACAUCGCCUACGGCACGGCCUUCUCCACCGCCUUCGUCGACGCCCGCGAGAAGGGCGAGAAGCGAAAGAACUCGUCACGAGCCCUGAUGAACUUGCACAACAACGAGGCUGGUCGUCGGGCCAUCGAGGACCACAUGCAGGUGGAGUGCAAGUGUCACGGGGUCUCGGGGUCGUGCGAGAUGCGCACGUGCUGGAGGGCCAUGCCCACCUUCCGCCGCGUGGGCACAUUCCUGAAGGAGAAGUUCGACGGGGCCACGGAGGUGAAGGCCGAGAGUCGCGGCGCACGCACGGUGCUGGUGCCGCUCAACCCGCAGUUCAAGCCGCACACGGAGCAGGACCUGGUGUACAUGGCGUCCUCCCCGGACUUUUGCGAGGCUGACCCCAAGCUGGGGUCACUGGGCACGCACGGGCGCGUGUGCAACAAGACGUCCAAGGCCAUCGAUGGUUGUGAUUUGCUGUGCUGCGGCCGAGGCUACCUCACACGCAAGGUGAAGGUGGUGGAGCGGUGCAAGUGCAAGUUCCACUGGUGCUGCGUCGUCAAGUGCAAACAGUGCGAGCGCGUGCUGGACGAGCACGUGUGUGUGUGACGGCCUUGACACGCUCGUGACCUUUUCUUCAGCCGCUCAGAAAGGUUAUCCGUCAGAUCAAAGAGUGGGUUCCGAAGUGGGGGUGGCCUCAAUCGUGCAUCAGGGAAAAAGAUUUUCAAAACCGGAAAUGACGCUGGAAGUGCUCGGCUGAAAGGAACCUGGACUGAGCCAUUCAUGGGUUUGUCAAGGUGUUCGUCAUGGAGAUGGCGGCAGAAGAUCCAGUCUGGAGAACCCUGGUGACAAAGUGAACCGGAGAAGACUUUCCAUUCACGAUCGGAUUUAUUGGCGGAAGUCAAGCGACGACCUUUGACCUCAGAUCCCCAACAGGACCAGGGCACAUCGGCAUCUGUGGCGUGCGGGACACUUAGAAAGUUCGAGGCUUCGUGGGACCUUUGCGAACUGUUGUACAGCAGACAAUCCGCAUCCCAGACUGGUGUCCUCCCCAAACGGAUGGUGCGGGGGACUUCAAAGAACUCCGGCAGUCGGCGACUUUCUGUGGCCUUCAGAAAGGGACGUUAGCAUGCAAUUUACAGUUGGUCUUUGCGUUCUUAGUCUUGUAUUCUCCAUUUUGUUUUCUUCUCGUCGUUGUUGUUGAUGUUUAUAUUGAGUGUCAUUUAAUUAUCAUUCUGCAGGGAAUUUUUAUGUUUGUAUUAUUAUAAGAACUGCGAGACGCAUUGAGCGACAUGUACACGUGUAUGCACAGUGUCGGGGGUAAUCACAACACAUGAUAUUACUCACUAACAUCUACAUACCGCAUCUUAUUCUUUAAAACAAAAUGUUCUCUUUGUUUCCUCAAUGCAUUUACAAAACUUUGAAUCCCGUGCAAUUUGUUGUCAUCACCGUUCAAGAGACUGUGUAUGGACCGACAACUUUUGGUCAGGUGGAAGAGCUCCACUACCACGAGGACAACAACAGGUCUGCUUGUGUCUUGCGAAAGCGAAGCACCUUGAUGGAUGAGCAUCCAAUCGACAGGUAGCUGCGACUAACCCAGGAUUGUGGACAGGAGCAGGCCAGGAUGUUCAUCAGUGUGCUUGUCCUCGACAAAUACGAAAUUCCUGAGCACGAACAGACCAGCAAGCAGGACAAAGCAGGGUGUACCUCGUCCAGAUGGUCCAGCGUUGACAUCCAUGCACCCGGUCAUCAUCAGCCGAGACCACGGAACACAGGUUUACAAUGGACUGCUGGGAAAACAUGUCUGUGCGCAUGGCGAAACACAGGUUUAUCAUGGGUUGCAGCUGUAGACACAGGUUUAUCAUGGGUUGCAGCUGUAGACAGGUUUAUCAUGGGAUGCAGCUGUAGACACACGUUGCAGACGUUGGUUGACCAGCGGAGCGAGACGAGUAUGAACAUAACCAAGGACUUGAAGGCGAUUUGUCUGAAGGCGACCACAACACGGAGUGAAUAGCUUUGCCAGUCUGCAGUCGAGAAUUAUGUUAAUCAUUUGCUGAGGAGAAUGAGAGGGAGUGAGACAACAAAUUGGAUUCUAUGAAUAUUUCAGUUAGGAAUGUGUUAUCAGGGACAGACAAGCAGUCUCUUCUUUAUUGCCAUCAUUUCUUGUAGUUCUUUCAUGCUUUCCUUUCUGAUUAUUGGUUCAUUGUGCCACUUACUAAAAUAUUCACACACGUAAGGAUGCUUUCGUGCACGUGCAUAUACAAACAAACAAACAAACAAACUGCACCAUUUACGCCUGCGCCAUUUUUGUUCCAGUUUCUGACAAUCCUUCCUUUUUCUCCAGUCAAGAUCACCAAUCAGAGAAAUCUGAUUCUUUUUAUUCGUUAACAAGCAAAUAGGAUAUAAUGAAAAUACUUACCUUGCUUCAUCUGUAUGAACAAACAUAUGGAGAUUCCCUUUUAUAUAUUAUCUUUUAUGUUCCCUUUUAUUCCUAGAUUAACGGAUCAAAAACACUUCUGAUAUUAUGUGUAAACAAGUAAUUAUACUACGUUUGUCAUCGCAUUUUCUAGGAUAUAGAUAUACGACUAAUAAUAACAGUGUUAUAUCUAUCAAACAAACAUACAACAAAACAUAUUAUUUCAAUAAUUAUUAUUAUUUUGUGCAAGAGCUGGCUGUUGGUGACUCGGUGAAAUGCUGAAGUAUUUCAGAGGGUGUCCUGCAAAGUUUGGAAGCUGAAUGUGAAUGGUUCUAAAUCCAAGCCAGCCUAACGGAAAUCCAGUCGCGUGCUAAGAGAAGAAAAUAUUGUGUACAACAGUCUACCUGUGUUUUGAGUGUACAGUAAUGAUACAUCAUCUAUUUAAUGUGUAUGUGAUAUUACUUGACGAAGUAACACAAGUUACCUUUGGAGUUCUCUGUCUUUAUUACUAGAUACGCACGUGACGAUAGAUAUGUAUAUAAGCAGUCGCGACUGUAUAAAUUUGGUUGUAAAUAUAAACUAACCCAGCCAUCUUAUGAUAUUAAUUAAUAAUCUCUUGCAAUCUUUUUUUUUUUUUUUUUGUCUUGACCUAUUCUUUGAGACAAACGCGAUGUUAAGUAGAGUAUGAUUGGAUGUCGGUCAGUGUUUUUGUAACUUUUCUGAUCAAAAGAUCAAAUAUAAAGAUAGGCCUGCUGGUUAUUUUCUGUAAACAAGUAGACAUGUGCCAAUGAAGACUAUGACUUAUAAACAUAAAGCACAUCAUGAAGCAGUCCUUCUCCCUUUGUCUUCUACAUCUUCCCACCUGACCUCACCGUAGUGGACCCGCAAUCAUCAGAAGAGAGCAGAUGUAAUGGUAGAUAAAUACAAGAGAGAAAAGUUUUAAGUAAUUUAAUAUUUUUCCUAAAGUUUCCAGAAAAGUGUGAGAAAGAAACAGCACGUGAUCACACUAGCAAACUAGAAGCCAAGCUGUGGAGGACAAACUCCUGACAGUAAAAGGAAACUAAGAAAUGAAAUGUCGAUGGAAAAGCAGAAUAAGUGAGAAGCAUGAGGAACUGGAACAAGAAGAAACAAAUAACAACAACAACAACAGAGGAGGAGGAGGAGACGGAGGAGGCUCUCCAUUCUAUCGAUAGCGAGUAGAAAUUCAGUCUGUGGCCGAUAUCAGGUCUGACUGGUGAACUCGCAGAAUGUUGUUAUGAGAGGAUGACUACUGGUCUUUGCAACUGAAAAUUUGAUGUGCGAACGGUUUGUGGGUCAAAAAAGACUUUGUGUCUCCAGAGAUAAACCUAAAGAGACCUUGCAAAGAUGUAGCAGACAGCUCCCUUCCCCCUAAAAAAAUAAAUAAACAAGAAAUCACUGCGCGAGGUCAGUUAGAAAGUAGUUCCCACAAUUCUGAGUGAGAAUUUCGUUUCCGUUCUCGAGAUACAAGCUUAACUACGAUCCUCAUCCUGUCAUUACGAAUGUGCACAAAUAUUGCUAAUUAAUAUGGUCCCUGCUCUCUGUAACCAUGACAACCUAUGUAUAUCCAUGUACAUUUGUAAUGUCAUUGUUUUUGACCUUUUUGUGCUGCUCCUUCAAAGUCUGUAUCUCGAGAACAGCGAGGGCAUGUGAUGAUGUAUCUUGAGAACAGGGAGGGUGUACGAUGAUGUAUCUCGAGAACAGGGAGGGUGUGCGAUGAUGUAUCUUGAGAACAGGGAGGGUGUACGAUGAUGUAUUUUGAGAACAGGGAGGGUGUGCGAUGAAAUAAACAUCUUGUCCUCAGCUUACACCAGUCAUCCUAAUCAAAUGUUCACUCCGACCUUUCAGCACACGAACUGAUGUUUAAAUCUUGGUGUCAGGCUCAAUCUACUUUUUAAAUCCUCUUCUUUUAUUUUUCUUUUUAUUCAGUUCCUCUAAUGACGACUGAAAUUAUUUGCGUUAAUAACACUAUUUUUUAUUAUUUGUUAAAAUCUAAAACUUUUUUUCACUAAUUUAACCUUUAAAUAAAAUUGUAAAAGAAUUAUGCAGUUUUGAAGACGAACUCCAUUUUCACUUUCUUAAAAAUUAUACAACUUCUUAACAAUGAAGAACUUUAUUCAUUUUCAUGAUAGUAAAUUCUGCUUUUUCUA